Molecule: messenger RNA, 1469 nt
Organism: Colias croceus (clouded yellow)
Lineage: Eukaryota; Metazoa; Arthropoda; Insecta; Lepidoptera; Pieridae
Gene: CaBP1
Product: protein disulfide-isomerase A6 homolog
Exons: 8
Coding region: 145-1419 (424 amino acids)
Biological process (GO): response to endoplasmic reticulum stress
Cellular component (GO): endoplasmic reticulum lumen
Molecular function (GO): protein-disulfide reductase activity; protein disulfide isomerase activity
Source: RefSeq, a predicted model, not a curated record
GUCCAUGUUAUUUUGGCAAAAAGAAUUGACGUGUUUGUUUCUCAGAGAAUUUGAUAUUCACAUUUCACGGUUGACGAUUGAAUUACGCUGAUUUUAUACAUUUACAUAGUUUUUAAUUAAGUGUAAGAUUUUUAAGUAGCGGAAAUGUUACAUUUAAAGCAUCUAGGGUUAUUAUUCUUCAUCGCCGGGUCGUAUGCCCUUUACGACUCCUCUUCAGACGUAGUACAAUUAACUCCAAGUAAUUUUGAAAAACUAGUUACGAAUUCAGAUGAAGUGUGGAUAAUCGAAUUUUUUGCACCCUGGUGUGGACAUUGUAAGAAUCUUGUCCCCGAAUAUAAAAAGGCAGCUAGGGCACUAAAGGGAAUUGUGAAAGUGGGUGCUGUAGACGCAGACCAAUACAAGGAGUUGGGGCAGAAGUAUGGCGUCAGCGGAUUCCCUACUAUCAAAAUAUUCACUGGCAGCAAACACACCCCCUACCAAGGCCAGAGAACGGCCGAAUCGUUUGUUGAUGCCGCGCUAAAGGCAGCGAAAGACAAGGCCUAUGAUAACCUUGGCAAGAAAUCCAGUGGAUCCAGCUCUGAUAAGUCCGAUGUUAUUACGCUCACGGACAGCAACUUCAAAGAACUGGUGCUCGACAGCGACGACAUGUGGUUGGUCGAAUUCUUCGCGCCGUGGUGCGGUCACUGCAAGAACUUGGAGCCGCAGUGGGCUAAGGCGGCCACUGAGCUUAAAGGAAAGGUGAAACUAGGAGCGCUAGACGCUACAGUUCAUCAGAUGAUGGCCUCCCGUUACCAAGUGCAAGGUUACCCGACCAUCAAGUUCUUCCCCGGAGGCAAGAAGACCAGCGAUUCUGUAGAAGACUACAACGGAGGCAGGACAUCCAGUGAUAUUGUGACCUGGGCACUCGAGAAAUUGGCUGAAAACGUACCGGCUCCGGAAGUUAUUCAGGUAAUAAACGAAGACACAAUGAAGGCGUGUAGCGAGAAGCCACUAUGCGUUGUUUCGGUGCUGCCACACAUUCUCGAUUGUAACGCGGCGUGCAGGAACGACUAUAUCUCGAUACUCAAGACGCUCGGCGAGAAGUAUAAGGCGAAGAUGUGGGGUUGGGUAUGGUCUGAGGCCGGUGCUCAAGAAGACUUAGAAAAGGCGUUAGAACUCGGCGGUUUCGGAUACCCGGCCAUGGCGGUUGUUAAUGCUAAGAAACUCAAGUUCUCCACAUUGAGAGGAUCAUUCUCGAGCAGCGGCAUCAAUGAGUUUUUGAGGGAUCUUUCCUUCGGACGUGGUCAAACAGCGCCAGUGCGUGGCGCGGAAAUGCCCAAGAUCGUCAGCACGGAGCCCUGGGACGGCAAGGAUGGGGAACUGCCCCCAGAGGAGGACAUUGAUCUCUCCGAUGUGGACCUGGAGAAGGACGAGCUAUAGUGGCCCUGACUGAAACGCUAGAUUAGUAACAUGAUUCACGCUGCACCGUG